This is a messenger RNA of Sporothrix brasiliensis 5110, 1506 nucleotides long. RefSeq lists its product as uncharacterized. NCBI's taxonomy places the organism in Eukaryota, Fungi, Ascomycota, Sordariomycetes, Ophiostomatales, Ophiostomataceae. The record is from RefSeq and is a predicted model, not a curated record. Bases 1 to 1506 code for a protein of 501 amino acids. The transcript has a single exon.
AUGACGCGAGCACUCGCUCUUCUGGCGGCUUCCGUCCCCUGGACCACGCUCGUCGCCGCCAAGUAUGCCCACGUUGCCGAACCUCUCCUGCCACGCACCGUCACGUCCCUCGACGCUGCCGCAGUCGCCGAGGCCCAGCAGCGCGACGACACCGCCACCCGCGCCUUUUCCAACGUGCAGAUCACCACCGCCGACGGCCGCUGCCUGUUUGUCGACAAGCUCUCGGGUGACUUCCGCGAGAAUCUGACGCCCGUGCAGGUUGCCGCCUGUGGCUCCACCGACGGCCAGGGCUGGGACGUCAUCACGGCCGGCAAGCACAACAACGUCGCCAACGCGGCCCUCGUUGUCAGCACCCUCACCAAUGCAUGCCUCAAUUUCGACCCGCGCCGUGCCGCCGGCAACCAGGUCCUGCUUUUUUCGUGCGGCGGGCGGGCCGACGGCGGCGGGCUUGUGACCAACUCGCAGCUCUUCUCGUUCAAUGGCACCGAGACGGGCCCCAUUCCCUUGGAGCCCGAGAACCAGCCCGGGUCGUGUCUGGCUGUCAAGGGCAAUGUGGUGGACAUUGCCACUUGUGACGCCGCCGACGCGAACCAGUCGUUUGUCUUUGGGGCAGCGGCCGCCGGGGUUGCGCCUUCGGCUGCUUCAUCCCCUGCAUCUGCUGCUGCGUCGGCUCCAGCAACAGCAGCAGCAGCAGCAGCGUCGUCGUCCUCAAACUCGUCCGUCACGUCGGCCGUACUUGCAGCGACGUCUAGCAUUGCUGCGCCAGGCACCCUGCCGUCUGCCUUGCAGACUGCCUCGGCCUGCUCCGGCCGCACACGUACCGUCAUCAAGACCGUGACAGCAUCCGCCUCCGCGGCGAGCAGCAGUGGUGCCGGCGUCGCUCUCGGCGCUGCAAACCCUGACCCACUAUCCUCGUCGGCUGCCACGGCUGCGGUCACGGGCACGGUCACUGCCAUCCCCCAGCCUGAUUCCGCCGUUCCCGUCUCCCGCGGCGGCAACCUCAGUCCCUCUGCUGCCGCCGAGGCCAACCCCGUCGACAACACCGCGAAGCGCAACUUGACCAGCGUCACCAUCCGCGCGCCCAACGGCCAGUGUCUCUUUGUCGACCCCACCGCCGGCGACUUCCGCGAAAACCUCAUCCCCGUCUCGCUCGUCGACUGCUCCGGCACGCCCAACGAGCGCUGGGACGUCGUGACGUCCGGCGCCCACAACGACGUGCCCGGCACCGCCCUCAUUGUCAGCACCCUGACCAACGGCUGCAUCAGCUUCGACGGCCGGCGCGCCGCCAACGACACGGUCAACCUCUUUUCGUGCGGCGGCCGCGCCGACGGCACGGGCCAGACGAAUGCGGACCAGCUGGUGCCCUUUGUCGGCGCCUUCAGCUUUGCCUUGGCACCCUCGGGCGAGAACGGCAAGGUAUGCAUUCUGCCGGGCGCAGACAAUGGGCGCCUGAUUUCGGGGGCGUGCCCGACCAACGGCGCGCAACUGUUUGCCGUCUUCCCUUGA